Messenger RNA from Nothobranchius furzeri (turquoise killifish), 6607 nucleotides. RefSeq names its product gastrula zinc finger protein XlCGF26.1-like. NCBI's taxonomy places the organism in Eukaryota, Metazoa, Chordata, Actinopteri, Cyprinodontiformes, Nothobranchiidae. Gene Ontology annotation, molecular function: DNA-binding transcription factor activity; RNA polymerase II cis-regulatory region sequence-specific DNA binding. Gene Ontology annotation, biological process: regulation of transcription by RNA polymerase II. The record is from RefSeq and is a predicted model, not a curated record.
UCAUCUAGCUCAAAAAUGGUUUAAGCCAAAGGUUUCUAAUCACCUAAGCCACAAAAAAGCCAGCUUAGAAAAGGUGGAUGUUAUCUUAUUUUGCUGAAGUGCCUUGUAAUCAUCAUCUUUGUUUGAUGAAGGGCGCUUCAAGCCUCUCCUCUGAGAUCCUGUGGCAACUACCACUGGCUCAACCAAUGAGAAACCAGCUGCUUCCUCACGAACAGAGCUGAGAUUCAAUAUAAAUACGCUCUCUGGAUCAGUAGGCCUGUACUGAAAGGCUGAAUACGUUAAAGCCUACUUAAUCACUGUAGCCUGACGGAAGAACAAAUAAAACUAAAACCUUAUGAAUAUAUAGGAUAUCUUGUAAAAUACUGCAUGAUCCAUAUAUAGUAUUUUUGAUACAUUUUUAAAGUUUUCAUUACAUUUAGGGCAUGAAAUUCAUGCUGAAUCCACCCUUCUGAUGGGAUCAGUUUAAUCCUGAUUUUUUUGGAUCAAAGUGAUUCAAAUUCUACAGAAAGGUUCUGAAAAACCCAAAUGUCCGUGUUCCUCUGAAGGUGUCAGCAGGACUUUUCCGAAUCAGCUACAUGUGCUGUACUUUAGCUGAAGACUUUCGAGGUGUUGACUGUGGGAGUCCUUCAAGUUCUGCAUAUGCUGGGUGUAACUGCAGGCCUCUGUGGGUUCGGUUCCACUAGUAGCAGAAGGUGUACUACUGCAUACCUUGUUGAACAUCAGAUCAAAUAGGUUUGAUUAGACUGAAACUUUUUAUUGUCCUAUGCACGGUUAGAUAAAUGUUUCCCUGUACAACAACAAGCCAAUUUUUAAUAGCUAGCUGAUGAUUUUUGUCGUAGAGAAACAGUUCUCUGUCAUGAACCGGGAGAGUUACCAUGUGAUGUUCCAGCCCCCGCCCAGUCGAAGUUGAAAGCCACUGUCACUGCAACUUUGCACAACUGUAAUACGAUUCAUUUUUCAGUUUAGCAACGCUUCAACAGGUAUAACAGUACUUGAUGAUCCCCUGUGCUACGUUACGUGCAUUUGCUACACAAAACUCACACAUCAACACAGAUUGUUGACAAAGCUACUGCAGUCUACGAUCAACCAUCAUUGGUGUGAAGAUGAUUGCAUGAAUACGGCGGACAUAGCCGGAAUAAAUUAAUUUAAAAAAACAAAACGUACCCAGAUUUCUGUAUCCAUGGCGUAGCCGAUUGCCAAAAGUGGUGCUAGAGAAGCGGCCUUCACAGGGAAAGUGUGGAACCUAAAAGGUGAUCCUGUAACAUCCUUAUUGUUACAACCGGGAAACUGCAAGUACGCACCAUGGCUCUAUAUAUGUAAGAACAACUCCUUUUAAGUGACUUUGGAAGUUGUUGUUUCACUCAUACAGACAGGAUUAUAGCAGCCAGAUGACGCCGUUUUGUCCCUGCGCCGAGUGGCGCAUGAUAGGAAUGAUUAAAAGUAGUCCCGUUUUAAUGUGAAGUUGUCAAUUUACCUGGCUGUGUUUCUGAGAUGUACAUUGGUCAUGCUUUCAGAGGAAAAUCCUUUUGUGACGCUAAACGGCGGCGUUGCAGUACCCCCGAAACUAGCCAGAAGUUGUUUCUGAAUCCCUUCCCCCUGAAAAUCUCUGAGCAGGGUGUGUGUGAAAUGGGUCAUUGUUUACAGAGCACUGGGUGGGAUAAGGAACGCAUACAACUUCAUAUCUCAAAAAGCGAACUAUCCCUUUAAAACAAAACUCUUGAAAAUGGAGAGAACAUGAUGCUCUACACACCAGGAGGCGUCCUACUUAUCCUGGAAAAAUAGUCUAGUGCUUUAUAAAAAUAAGCUUCAACAAGCUAGAACUGCAUAUUUUUCAUCGCUAAUUGAGGAGAAUAAGAAUAAUCCAGAAUUUCUUUUCAGUACAGUUGCCAAACUUACACAGAAUCAUAGCUCUGAACCAUCUAUUCCCUUAAGCGUUGUUUAUGCUAACGCAUUUACUUUCCGCUUGGUGAUGCGGCUCGUGGAUGGAACGUGCUUCACAACUUGCAGCGUUUAUGGUUCAUGCGGCUUGUCUCUGCGGUGAGCCAAUAUUCUCCCAAACUGUAGGGGGCAGCAUGGAGCUCUUCUCUAUGUUUAAUGAAAGUUGAGAGCCAACUCAGCUCUUUCAGAAUUGGUGGAGUGUUCUUGUUUCCACCAGGAUCACCGCUUUUCCCUUUGUUCCCCUUCCUUGCCUUCACAUAUCGGUCCCUCGUGUUUUUCCAGCCCACCUGAACCCUCCCGGAUCUCCACAAGCCUCCUUGCUCAGGAGUUAAUACAUCCAAAUACAUCCACCUGUCUGUAGUUUGGUCUACAGACACGUGGAUGUGUUUUAUCUACCAUGUCAUGUGUGUGGUUUUGUGGAAAGUUUGAUAAAAUGUGUUUUUAUUUGGGUAAGCACCUUCCUCAGUAGAAAUUAAUAGAGACCCAUCCAAGAUGGCGUCCGACCACUACUGUAGCUCCGGCGUCGGUACAGGAUCUGCUCAAGUGCAGCAUCGGCUCGGGGUCUUUUGACUGCCGAUGACGUCAAAGUUAAUUGGCUGAACAUGAAGCUUGCGGAAGUCACGUUAUGAUUUUGGUUGGUCAGAACAAAUUUACGGUCGUAGUCUUAGCAGUUGUAGUCCUGUAGUCCAUAAAUCAACACUAUUUGCAGAAAAUAUGGCCGUGUUCGAGUUGAGCUGCACCUCGCCUGGAAAACAGACGAGAGCAGACGGAUGCAGCAGGGGGAGUGGCUGAAAGCCGGCGUUAAAGUCGGACAGAUUUCCCUACAUGUGUAGCUUGUGGGUGACGAUGGCUAAAGAUAUCGCGUUAGCGUUCAUACUUGUUUAAUUAUCUAUUUUAAUUCUGGUGCCUGUUAGCAGCUGAAACACAUCCUCACAUGCUUGUGGAUGUCAUAUAUUGUAUAUGGAGACAUGACUGUAAUAAUAAGUAAAGGUUAUCAGCUGUAGCUUCAGUGUGCUCAUAGGAAACGUGACAAAAGAACACAAAACACAUUUCUCUUUAUGGCCUAUAUUGUUGUCAUCAUCAACAUAACAUGAUUUACAGAAUACAUGUGACCAACUAACAUUUCAUGUUCUACCACCGGAUGUGCUAUCCAAUUGGAUCAAAAUGUGAACCAAUCAGAUCUUAGAUCAGGUGAGAGCCAGGCGUUUCCCGUCAUCCUCUAGGUUUUGCAGCCGAGGGAGAGCAACUGCAGCACCUUGCUCCAAAAUCUGCAGCUGCCUAGACUCACAAGGUUAUCGUUGCCUACGUAGGCGUGACGUCGGAGCAAGUCGACGUCAAGUCGGACACAAAUCUAACCGGUAAGCACUGCGCGCCGAAUCACCCGUGAUCUAAUCUGCGCAGAACUGGCUCAUCUGGAACACAGCCUAUGUUUGAAUUUCUAAAGGAAAUGUAAAAUAAAAGCAAAUGAUAAACGGUGACCCUCAAAAGCUCUUGAUGUUGAUGAAACGGGGCAAAAUAAAAAUAAGAACUUUAUUGAAAGACACCAAGCAAUAUUUUGAAUCAAAGAAUGUAUUUAGAUAACAACUAAGGAAACAUACAGACGAACUCCACAUUAAUACAAACAGAUAUGGCUUCACAUAUAAGAACUGUUCUAUUGUUUGUCAGUCCGAUGUUGGUUUUAUGCAGUUUCACAUUCUUUACAAAACAAAGAUAAUAUGGUGUUUUAUUAACAAAUUACAAUUAUAAAGAAAACAUUUAGGUGUUAACAAACAAGAAUUUAUUAACAAAACUGCUGAUGUCUUUCCAAAACGUGUGUGUGAAAGCCGAGUAGAGUCGCAGUUCUAUGACGUCAUCAGCGGGCGCUGGACCCCGAGCAGAUCCUGUACCGACACCGGCGCCAGUGGCUCACCGUGUCGUUCUUCCGGUCGUUGUACGGUGAAGAACACGCCAUGUUGUUGUCUGGAGCCAGGUCUCCGUGUUCCGGGGCUCAGGCCGCUAGCGGGGCUUCGGGGUUGUGAGGCUGGGUCGGCAGAGAGGAGCAGGAAGUGGGAGCUGAGUGGGAGGAGGGACGGAGGGAGCUAGCCGCUGAGUAGCAACGGCUAGUGAUGGAGCGAUGAGUGACUGGAACGGGAAGAAGAAGAGAAGUGGAGAAGCUGGGGCCUCGAGGAGUUGACCUGGAAACGGACUUGAAUAACUGGUCAGGAGCUCCUGGCACCAGGGAUCGAUGAGCGAGCUUGUGAAUGGUGUUAAAAUAAUGGCGCUGGUUAAAGAAGAAGCUCAUGAAGAACAGAGUGCUGGUGAGGACCAGCAGGAACCAGAACACCUUCACAUAAAGGAGGAACAGGAUGACCUCUGGACCAGUCUGGAGAGAGAGCAGCUACAUUUGAAGGAGACUGAUGCUGCCAGAUUUCUAUUCACUGCUGGUUCUAUAAAGAGUGAGGAUGAUGAAGAAAAACCUCUCGUCUCACAGCUUCAUCAGCAGCAAACAGAAGACCGAGAUGUUCCAGCGAGCAGCUCAGCUGACCAUGUGACAGCAGAAAUGACAAGUCAUUUAGCAACAAGGUCUUCAGGCUGUUGUGUUAGUAAGGAAUGUGUUAUAGUGAAGCAACAUGCAGACUCUUGUAGGGAAGUCCAGAAAAAGACUAAAACGUUUAGUUGUGAUCACUGUGGAAAAGAAUUUAUGGCUAAAUCAAGUUUAAACAGUCACAUGAGAAUCCACACAGGACAGAAGCCUUUUGCCUGUGAGCUGUGUGGACAAAGAUUUAACCGAAAGACGACUUUAAACAGUCACAUGAGAAUCCACACAGGAGUAAAGCCUUUUGCCUGUGAGCUGUGUGGACAAAGAUUUACCCGAAAGACAACUUUAAACAGUCACAUGAGAAUCCACACAGGACAGAAGCCUUUUGCCUGUGAGCUGUGUGGACAAAGAUUUAACCGACGAACAACUUUAAACAGACACAUAAGAAUUCACACAGGACAAAAGCCUUUUCCCUGUGAGCUGUGUGGACAACGAUUUAACCUACGGACAACUUUAAACAGACACAUAAGAAUCCACACAGGACAGAAGCCUUUUCCCUGUGAGCUGUGUGGAAAAAGAUUUAACCUACGGACAAAUUUAAACAGACACAUAAGAAUCCACACAGGACAGAUGCCUUUUGCCUGUGAGCUCUGUGGAAAAAGAUUUAGACAUGAGACAAGUUUAAAAGGUCAUAUGAGUGUCCACACUGGACAUAAGCCUUUUGCCUGUGGGCUGUGUGGACAAAAAUUUAGUUAUAAGACACAUAUAAAAGAUCACAUUAGAACCCACACAGGACAGAAGCCUUUUGCCUGUGAGCUUUGUGGACAAAGAUUUAGACAUGAGACAAUUUUAAAAGGUCAUAUGAGUGUCCACACUGGACAGAAGCCUUUUGUCUGUGAUCUCUGUGGAAAAAUAUUUAGACAUGAGACAAUUUUAAAAGGUCAUAUGAGUGUCCACACUGGACAUAAGCCUUUUGUCUGUGAGCUGUGUGGACAAAGAUUUAGUCAUAAGAAUAAUCUAAAUAUUCACAUGACAAUCCACACAGGACUGAAACCUUUUGUCUGUGAGCUCUGUGGAAAAAGAUUUCGUUAUAAGGCAAGUUUCAAUUCUCACAUGAGAAUCCACACAGGACAGAAACCUUUUGCCUGUGAGCUCUGUGGUCAAAGAUUUCGUUAUAAGGCAAGUUUAAACAGUCAUAUGAGUGUCCACACAGGACAGAAGCCUUUUGCCUGUGAGCUGUGUGGAAAAGGAUUUAACCGAAAGACAGAUUUAAACAGACACACGAGAGUCCACACAGGACAGAAGCCUUUUAUAUGUGAGCUCUGUGGACAGGGAUUUAGUAAAAAGAUAAGUUUAAACAAUCACACAGGUGUCCACCCUGGACAGAAGCCUUUUGGUUGUGUAACAUGACGUAAGUGGUUACUUUUAAUAAAUGAUCAAUAAGAUGUGAUAUUUCCAUAUAAAUAUGAAAUAUCAAUAUUAUUGAUCUUUUGAAAUUUUAUCUAAAAUGAAACCAGGUCAUUUUGGUAAUUCAGGGAAAUCACACCUUCAUAAUAUUUUGAGACUGAGCGAAAAAUAGUUUCUAAAAACCAACUUAAUACUACAUUUCUACUACUGUGUGGGUGACGGUGGUACAGGAGUAAAUUGCUCACCCCGUAAUUGAAAGGUUGCAGGUUCGAGCCCCCGCUCAGUCUGUCGCUGUCGUAGGGUCCUUGGGCAAGACACUUAACUCACCUUGCCUGCUGGUGGUGGUCGGAGGGACCGGUGGCGCCUGUGCUCGGCAGCCUUGCCUCUGUCAGUGCGCCCCAGGACAGCUGUGGCUACAUCGUAGCUCAUCCCUGCCAGCGUGUGAAUGUGUGUGUGAAUGGGUGAAUGACUGAUUGUGUUGUAAAGCGCCUUGGGGGGUUUCCAGGACUCUAGAAGGCGCUAUAUCAAAUACAGGCCAUUUACCAUUUACUAAUGAUGACACGGAACAAAUGAUGGUAAAUUAUGGUUGAAACAAGAUAACUGGGACAAUGAAUGAAAUGAUGGAAUGUGUACUUAGAUGUUAUGUAGCAAAACCAAGUGUCUUAGAAAAUUGUGAUAUCUGGGUUGUAAAAUACGUCUGAAUGUAUGGUUUAACAAUCUCAAUAAAAACACCAUCCCACGCCA